AUGUUGGGUGAGGUGAUGUUGGUAGCUAACCAAGUGUUGGCAGCUAGGCAGGAGGAGGAGGAGGAGGAGGAGGAGGAGCAAGAUGAGGACAAUGGGCUGGGCUACCUACCAACGCAGCUUUGUAUAAGAAAGGCUGAGAAUCCUGUCCCUCGAUACUCGAUUCAUCAUCAAGCCAGCCCAAUCUUUCCAUCUGAGUCUAUUACUUUGCCAGAAUACUUGCAUACAUUUUUACUACUUGAUACACAAUACACAAUACACAUACACGAAACACCCGCACCCGCAUACUUUACAAACAUGCUCAUGUCUUCGCUCGCCUCCAUCCAAGCCGCCGGCAUCUACACGCCGGAGACGGUGCCCAUCGAAAAGACGUACGGCCUGCCCGCCGAGGCCAAGCAGGACACUGCCGCGGCGUCCGGCGCGACGAGCAACAAUGAUGAGCCCUCGAGCCCGCCGCCGCCGCCGCCCGAGGCCGAGGAAGACGCACCGUCGGGCAAGCCGUCGUCGAGCAAACAAACAAGUGCCGCCAGCGGCGGAGAGAAGAAGUCGGCGUGA
Molecule: messenger RNA, 552 nt
Organism: Akanthomyces muscarius
Lineage: Eukaryota; Fungi; Ascomycota; Sordariomycetes; Hypocreales; Cordycipitaceae
Exons: 2
Coding region: 1-552 (183 amino acids)
Source: RefSeq, a predicted model, not a curated record